ACUAACUCUGACCGCAACGAAUUUUUUAUUUUUUUAUUUCUUUGUUGUCAUAGAAACAGUAUCAUGUAAACAUUUCUCAGCUAGAAAUGGUUGAUUGAUGUUAACAUCAAUAUUUACUUUCACGAAAGCUUUGAUUUUCAAAAAUUAAAACUAUUAUUUAAAUAUUAUAAAAUGUAGUUAUUACUAAAUUUAGUUAUUGUUAUCAUCUAGUCAUUUUAUUUAAUUAAAUCUAAGCACUACGAGUGAACUAUUAAAAAUUUUCGUUUGCAUCUAUACUGUUUAGGUUUCGCAAUCGAGUUAUAUUGAUUUGGUUUUAAAAUAUUUAGUUUUUAUGUUCUUUAAAAUAUUUUAAUCUUAUUAUUCUGAAGGCAUCAUUUUUAUGGAUUAAAUGAAUUUUGCAAAUCUUAUUUAAAAAAAAAAAAAAUUACAAUGGACGGGCGCCCACCAACAUCUGCUGGUAAUCGGCCAGGCUCUGGUUUGAGACCAAUGUCUUCAAUGAGGAACUCAAGCAAUCUUACUUUACCUAGCCGUUCUGGUAUACCUGGGACUGCCAGUAGACUUAUCACUGCUUCAAAUAAUCGUCCUGGUACACGCAGUGGCUUUGCUCAUGGUGUUGGUGUGCUAUCUCACAUUAAUGUUGUUGAUCGCCCCAUGUCUCAGCAAGGUCUCGUAACACCUCGAACAGGAGUUCGUACUCUUCGUAGGCAGGUUCAAGACAAAUCUUAUUUCAUGGGUUUACUUCGCAGCAAAGUUAAUGAACUAAGUACAGAAAUCAAUCGAUUAAAUAAAGAGCUUGAUCUGCUGACCAAAGAACAAUCUACAUAUUUAACAUAUGAGAAAAGAGCUGAAGGUCAGGCACUUGAGCUAAAAAGUUUUCAAGGACAGUUAGCGGAUUAUAAUUUGUUAGUAGAUAAACUGAAUACAGAUGCGGAAAUGGCUGAUGUUCAACAAGAAUAUAAGGAGUUAAAAAUGCAAAAUGAAACUGAAGCCCAAGCAAUUGAUAGCUUAUUUGAGCAGCGACAGGAAAGGGAAGCUCAGUUAGCGCAGUUAGAAUCUGAAAUUACCCAAGAACGUUAUGUAGCCGAAAAUUUGACAUCUACCAUGUCGCCAGAAUUAAGGAAAGAGUACAAUGAGUUGAAAAAAACUGAUAAUGAUCUUCAAAGAUCUCUUGAAAAGCUUCAACAGGACUUAGAUCUUCUGAUUUCUCAAAAAAUGUCUCUUGAAGAAGAACUUUCCUUAUCACAGAUAAAGCAAGAAGCCCUGGCUCUAUAUAAUAAACUGAGAGAAGUGGAAGAAAAACGAGAUGCUCUCCUGUUAGAGGAAAAAAGUAAAGGAACGCCUGCUCAAGAGCGAGAAAAUCUUGUUCAACAAGUAAAAGAACAUAAUACGGAAAUAACAAGUAUUGAAAGGCAGUUGGCUGAAAUUCGAGAACUAAUAAGUCGUGGAAAAAAUGAGUUGGAGCAAAUUGAUCAAGAAUUGGAAGACAACCAAGGAGAGAGAAUUAGCAAGUAUCGAGAGCUUAAAAAGAGAGAAGAAACAAUGGAUAGCUUCCUAUCUACUUUUGAUGAAAAUCAAACUACUAGCAUUGAAAAAAAGAUUCAAUUAGAAAGUACAGUGGUAUCAUUGUUGGAAAAAUUAAGUCGAAAUAUAGGCCAUUUUCACCAUAUUCCUUCUCCCCAAGAGCUUGCACUGCUUAAAGAUGAUUUACAAUUUAAAGAAGGAGAAAUGGAAAAAUCCAGAAUGACUGUUAUGACUCUAAAUAAUGAGCAAAAGAAACUUGCAAUGGAUUUGACAAAGAUUGAACAAUUGGAAACAAAAAUUCAGCAGGAAUUGGAAACGUUGCAACAAAAAAUAACUUCAAUGGAAAAAGAGAUGAUUGUUUACUCUGAUCUGGGUGCUUUGAAAACCGCUGCUGAAGAAAAGAAAGAUAAGCUAAUUGAAGAAGAUAAAAUUUUAAAAAAGCAAAAAGAAUAUAGUAAAAAGGUAGUUGGAGAAAUAAAUACUCUUUAUGAGACACAGAAGAAUAAACUAAAUGACAAUGAAACUUAUACUCAGCUGUGUAAUCUUGAGAGACGAUGGCAGUAUCUGGAACAAAACAAUUUUGCCAUGCUGGACUUUAUUGCAUCUAAGAAAGCCCAAACAGAUUAUUCUAAAGGCAAACAAUGUGUUAAAGAAACAUUGGCUCUUUUAAAUGAUAUGUUGCAAGAGCCGGUGUUGCAGCGAUAAUUAUUGAGCUAUAAUAUAUAUAUACUCUUAGUAGAAACCAAAGAAUAUACGUAGGAGAAGAAGUCUAGCUUUCAUUGGCUUUAUGUAAAUCAGCCCCCUAAAGUUUGGUACGAUCCUUUGAAUAAAGGAAAAAACAACA
Parasteatoda tepidariorum (common house spider) is the source of this 2365-nucleotide messenger RNA. RefSeq names its product intraflagellar transport protein 74 homolog. Gene Ontology annotation, cellular component: intraciliary transport particle B; cilium. Lineage: Eukaryota; Metazoa; Arthropoda; Arachnida; Araneae; Theridiidae. Gene Ontology annotation, biological process: cilium assembly; intraciliary transport involved in cilium assembly. Gene Ontology annotation, molecular function: beta-tubulin binding. The record is from RefSeq and is a predicted model, not a curated record.